GCUGAAAUCAGUGGCGGGCAGCAGCUCAGAGCACAGUUACAUAACGUAGGGCGAGCAGACCAGUCGCUCAUACAGUGGCAUUACAAAACUAUAGUGAUGUACUGAAAAUAAUAUUACAACAAUUAUAUGUUCAAUAUUCACAUCGACCACAAACGAAGGGAAGUUCCAAUUUAUACAAAAUGAAUAUUGGAGUGUUAUGGUUAAGCGUGCUGCUGGUGGCCAGCAGCUCCGCCAAGUGGCGCUGGCCAGAAGGCGAGGCGGCGGCUUCAGUCCGCAUCGACACCAAAGUGAGAUUCAUCGAAUCUGGCGACGACAGGGAUCCAGAGAAGAUGCAGGGCAUGCACCGCGUGCAGUCGGACGCGCCGUUCAAGGAGCCGCAGGAGACGGAGGGCUUCUACAACCGGCCGCCGGGCUCCGGGCGCUACCCCGUGCGCGUGGAGGCGCACCGCACGCCCUACCGCGUCGACGACAACGCCAUCUACCCCGUGCACACAAAUAAUGCUGUUUCUAGCCCCCCGAAAACUACGGUUUCUGACGGCACCCUCGAUUCGUUGCAAUACUGCAAGUGCGUCUCCAACCCCGACUGCGAUCCGAGACCAGACUCCUUGGGCGCGUGCGGUGCCGGCAAGUUCCUGUGCUGCUACCCGCGACCCAGCAACAAAGACAGGGUGACGCCGCAGAACACCGAGUUCUUCAAUGAACUGGAAGACCAGCGUCCGAUGCUGCUGCCGGGACGCGAGAACCUAGCGCGGCCGUUCCCGCCGCCGCCCAACUCCGUGCACAGCGGCCUGUUCGGCUCGUACGGGCCCGGCCACGACCACGACUCCUCGCACAUCGGCGUCUUCGACAAGCCGCUCGUACUCAUCGGCCCCUCGGGACCCUCAGGACCCGUAGGCCCGCCGAAUAAGCCAAUAGAAUCUGGCGUGCUCGUUGGCCCCGAAGGCCCGACCGGCAUCGUCGGCCCCCUCCCCAACGGACCCCCAGACUCAACUCGAAGCGAAAGUGCACAAAGAGGAGUCUUAGUUGGACCCGUUGGUCCCUCAGGAAUAGUGGGUUCAUACGGCCGACGUCCAGUACUAGUUGGCCCCGGCGGACCCACAGGAAUCAUUGGACCUAGCAGGACUGGACGUGGACCUAAUGUACUAGUCGGACCGGGUGGACCCACUGGCAUCAUUGGCCCUGCCAGACAACCAGGUCUGCUCACUGGCCCAGGGGGCCCAACAGGCUCCAUUGGACCCGGUCGCCCAAUCCUAGUGGGUCCCGGUGGACCCACCGGUCAGAUAGGUCCGAGAUACUACGGCUGCGCACACAGCAGGCGGAGGACCGGCUCGCCGGCGUGGGCGCCGCGCGACUUCUCCAGCCCCGCUCCGAUACACAAGCAUCGGCGGAACGCUCAACCCGUCGCGAACAUGUGUGACUGCAAACAAUAAACCGUCGCAAACUC
Helicoverpa armigera (cotton bollworm) is the source of this 1444-nucleotide messenger RNA. Its product is annotated as collagen alpha-1(V) chain. The transcript has 7 exons. The coding region runs from base 180 to 1430 and encodes 416 amino acids. NCBI's taxonomy places the organism in Eukaryota, Metazoa, Arthropoda, Insecta, Lepidoptera, Noctuidae. The record is from RefSeq and is a predicted model, not a curated record.